Molecule: messenger RNA, 2202 nt
Organism: Sorex araneus (European shrew)
Lineage: Eukaryota; Metazoa; Chordata; Mammalia; Eulipotyphla; Soricidae
Gene: DEUP1
Product: deuterosome assembly protein 1
Exons: 13
Coding region: 144-1766 (540 amino acids)
Biological process (GO): de novo centriole assembly involved in multi-ciliated epithelial cell differentiation; centriole replication
Cellular component (GO): centriole; deuterosome
Source: RefSeq, a predicted model, not a curated record
GGGGACGCGCAGGGCGGCGGGACUCAGGGCGGCGGCUCAGGCGGUACCAGAGCCCGGCUGGGCUCCGGAACACGUGGGGACGUGGGCGAGGAACGCAGGCUGAAAAAUCAAGAACUAGAAACUGGAGGUAGCAGUUUCCUGACAUGGAGAAUUCAGCCAGUAACACAGUCGGAACUUCUCCUUGUGAGGCCGAGCUUCAGGAGUUAAUGGAACAAAUCGAUAUCAUGGUGAGCAACAAAAAACUGGACUGGGAAAGGAAAAUGCGAGCUCUGGAGACACGAUUGGAUCUUCGGGAUCAAGAGUUGGCAAAUGCACAGACUUGCCUGGAUCAGAAAGGGCAGGAGGUGGGGUUGCUUAGACAGAAGUUGGACAGUCUGGAAAAAUGCAACUUAGCAAUGACUCAGAAUUACGAAGGACAGCUUCAGAGCCUCAGAGCGCAAUUUUCCGUACUAACUAGUAGCUUUGAAAAACUGAGAUUACACCAGAUGAGACAAAGCAGAUUUCGGAGAAGAGAGGUACCACACCUCAAAGAAGACGUUCCCUUUGAACCGAGCAACUUGAACCAGAAGCUAGAGAAACAGGCACAAAGCUUCCAGACCCAAAUAAAUGGCAAGAAGCAGUUCCCAGAAGGCUGCAGCUCUGAAAUCCCUCAGCUGAUCUGUGAGGCAGAGCCCAGCUUCGAUGCCAGCGAAAAAGACGAGUUCAUCAUCGAGAAGUUAAAGUCAGCCGUGAGUGAGAUCGCGUUCAGCAGGAAUAAGUUACAGGACGAAAAUCAAAGGCUCUUACAAGAACUGAAAAUGUACCAAAGACAGUGCCAGGCCAUGGAAGCAGGACUCUCAGAGGUGAAAAGCGAGUUACAGUCCCGCGAUGAUCUCCUGAGGGUCGUGGAAAUGGAGCGGUUGCAGCUUCACAGAGAGUUACUGAAGUUCGGGGAGUGUCAGAAUGCUCAGGAAGCAAAGAGAAGCCCAGAAAAGAAAAAGAAGGAGCUGGUCUCGGUGCUCCCAGAUCCACAGAGUCGAGAGAAAGAAUCAGGCACGACCAGAAGCCGGCUGUACCCGGAGGAGGAGCCGGAGCGCAUGCGGGCCGAGAUCUCGGCACUCACGGAGGAGCUGCAGCAGAAGGAGCUCACCAUCGCCAUGGUCAUGAAGAAGGCGGCGCUGCUGGAGAGGCAGCUCAAGGCUGAGCUGGAGAUCAAGGAGAAGAUGCUGGCCAAGCAGCAGGUCUCCGAUGCACGCCGAGCGGCUAGGAUGGAGAGCACGCAUCUGAAGGGAAUGAUGGGCGACUUGGACACUGGGCGGCUCCUGAGGAUGGACUUCAGCGGGAGUCACUCAGGGCAUCCAACUCUUAACAAGCUGGAAAGUGAGAAUGAAAGACUCCGGCACGACCUCGCAAAGCUCCAUGCCUCUGGGAACCCGGCGUGGACUCCCCACAGCACCUUUGAAGAAGCGGGACAUUGUGCUUACCCCAACCAUGCCAGAAUGGACAAGAACGAGAGCAGACUUAGCCCAAACAGGAGCGCCACGCCUCCACUGUCCCCUCUGCCAUUCCCAUGCAAGGACAUGAGUGGUGAGGACGGCUGCUUCUCCCUGUCUCCCCCUGACAUCGCCUUCCCAGCCUCUCUGGCCACACAGCAUUUCCUUCUGGAGGAAGAAAGGCGAGCGAGAGAGCUUGAGAAGCUUCUCAAUACACACAUCGAUGAACUGCAAAGACACACAGAAUUCACUCUUAAUAAAUACACCAAGCUAAAGCAAAAUAGACACAUCUGAGCUUUUCCACAUUUUUAUUUGCUUCCCCCAUCCUGAGAAGAAAAAAAGCUCAGGCCAAAUAUUUAUAAAGCCAACCAGUGAAACAAAUUCUGAUGUUUUUGUGAGUAAAUCAUUUCUGUAAGGCAGCUAGAAAAUAGCAACUUUUUUCUGCAUUACCAUGACAAAUUGUUCAGCUCAAGGGUGACCACAAAAUAAACACAACUACUCCAAAAGCAGUGCUCUUCCGUCGAAGGAAUAUUUUGGAAUUCUUUGUGCAGUUUUUCUACUUGAAUCACAUCUGGUGAAAACUUUCCUCUAACCCCACAGCCCCCAGUGCCCCUGAGUCACAGUCCCUUGACUGGUAACAGAACUCAGGGUUUGGUGUUUUGGGUUUUUUUUUUUAAUCAAAAAUAUUCAGUAUUUUGAACUAUGUAAACAUCCUAAAUUUUCUCUUGGA